Molecule: messenger RNA, 2097 nt
Organism: Megalops cyprinoides (Indo-Pacific tarpon)
Lineage: Eukaryota; Metazoa; Chordata; Actinopteri; Elopiformes; Megalopidae
Product: cadherin-10-like
Exons: 11
Coding region: 1-2097 (698 amino acids)
Biological process (GO): cell morphogenesis; cell-cell junction assembly; homophilic cell-cell adhesion
Cellular component (GO): adherens junction; catenin complex; membrane
Molecular function (GO): calcium ion binding; cadherin binding
Source: RefSeq, a predicted model, not a curated record
AUGGUGGAGAUUCUGAACGAGAAUGACAACCGUCCGUCGUUCCUGGAACACUCCAUUCAACCCUUCUACAUCAGUGAGCUGACUGCGGUCAACACGGUCGUAUUCACCGUCCAGGCCAGCGAUGCAGACGAGGACAUCAUCAUGUAUAUUAUCGACAAAUCCUCGCCUGACGCCAGCUACUUCAGGAUAGACCUCCCCAACAGCGGUAAGGUCGUCCUGGCCAAACCCCUGGACUACGAGACCAAAGCCCUGCUGGAGUUUGUCAUUUACGCUGUGGAGAUGAACACCGAGGAGAGGUACAACACCACGGCGACCAUAACGGUCCACGUUCUGGACGGAGAUGACCAGUACCCCCAGUUUCAGCCCUGCAACCCUCUCUCUCAGGACCACGCAAACCCCGUCUGCACCAACCCCAUCUACAUGGCCAACAUCACGGAGAAGGAACGGGACACCAUCUUACAGUUCUCUCCCGGGCCGAUUCAUGCUGAGGAUGGAGACCGAGGCCUGAGGACGCCGCUGCUCUACACGAUUCUGUCAGGUGGUGACAAUGGCAGGUUCCUCAUUGACAAUGAGACUGGGGAGGUGCUGCUGACCAGACCAGUGGAGAACAGACUGCGGACCCCGAUUCACAGACUGAGGAUCAUGGCCUCUCAGAGGGACGACCCGAAAAAGUACACAGUGGCAACAGCUUUGGUCCGAGUUCUGGCCCAGAACCGGUACCCUCCCCAGUUCAACAGAACCACCUACCGGGGCUUCAUCACAGAGAACAGUGGUCCCGCCGCACUGGUCAACACCUAUGGUGACGCCGUGCUGGUGAUCCAGGCCUCUGACCCAGACUUCAGAGAUGGAUAUAAUCCCAAAAUUCAAUACUCCUUGAGGCCAAAGUCCAACAACACCAGGCUCUACCACAUCACACAGGAAGGGCUUCUGAUCGCCAGGACUGAUCAGCUGCAGGCAUCUGAGAAACACUUCCUGGAGGUGCUUGCCACUGAUGGGGAGACAGGAGAGGUGGUCAAAGCCUCCGUUGACAUUGAGGUUCUCCCUAAAGGUCAAGCAGCGCCCCGCGCUCCGUUCGGGCCUGAGUGGCUGCAGGACAGGAUGGACGUGGGUAUGGCCGGGGGCGUGGCCGUCGUGGUCUUCCUCUUCCUGGUGGUUUUGGUCUUCCUGUUCGUGCACCUGGCCAAGAGGCGGAGGCGGCAGCAGGACCUGGCGGAACGGGCGUCGGUCGCGCAGGGGAAACACCCCAACGUGGUUGACCAUGGGAGACCUAUGCCUCUAAUAGAGGAAGUCUCCUAUCUCAACAAAGCAUUCACUGACAACGAGACGACAGGCUCAUUCAGGCGUGGAAUUUACACCAAAAAAAGCGAGGCGCCCACCGUGAGGUCAAUCAGCUGGGACAACCACGACAUAACCGUGUUCACGAUACCAGCACCCGCGCCGAUCGGCGAGCUGCAAUCAGCCGUGGCCAACGGGAGACUGCCGAACAGAGCUGUCUGCAAAACCGUGUCGUUCCAAGACGAGGUGGAGCUGAGGGAGAGAGGGGCGCCCGCCGAGGACCCGCCGCUCUCAUGGGGGGAGGAGGUACAGCUGGAGGCCGAACAGGUGCUGCUCCAGGUGCACUCUGAGACUCCCUGCCUGCAGGUGCCCUACACAGGUGACCCAGGUGAGACGGGACAGAGAGACACGGAGGACAGCUCUGAUGGGUCCAAGCAGCGUGGCGCGGACACGCCCCCGAAGAGUUCAAAAGAGCAGGAGCACCGCAACAGUAGCGGUGAAGAGGAUGACGAUGAUGAUGGCUACGAUGAAGAUGAGGAUGCAGAACAGAACCCCUACAAGUACAUGCACUCUGUGAUCUGCCUGUCAGACGAUGACGAGCAGGCAGACGAUGAAGAGGAAGACCACGCAAACAGUCCGAGUCACGAGAGGUAUGAGCAGGAGGGGGAGCGCGGCGGAGCAGGCAGAGCGACAGAGGACACAUCGUUUCCGAGCAAGCAGGCACCGUCAAAGAUCAACGAGAUCCACCCCAGCACAAACGACUCCCACCCACAGAGGACCGCCUCGCGUUGGAGUUUCUCUUCUUCCCAGACGGGUCAAUAG